GUUCAACUGUCAGUCUUAGGGACCGGAGGGUUGUCAUGUCCUGUGAUCAAUCUGUCACCGACAGUGAGUAGGGUCGUCUCGGACUCCGCUCAUGCGCAAGGUUUAUAACGCGGUCCCGCGAUCCGUCAGCUUCGCAUCUAUGGGAUUGAAAAUGUUGAUCAAAGUCAACCUACUGGCCAUUUCGCAGGCUUUGCUUGCGCUAGAAGCAUUGGCGACGCCCAUCGUCGACUUGGGUUAUGCUCAGUACCAGGGCUCAGUGGACACAGUCACAAACACUACCAGCUUCCUUGGAAUACGGUAUGCAGCUCCUCCGCUUGGCGAGUUGAGAUGGGCAGCCCCGCAGCCUCCACCGACCAUGUCAGGCAUUCAGCAAGCUACCACGCAACCAAAUGAAUGUUAUCAAGCACCCCUGGGCAACGCUUCAACAAAUCCUUUCGAAAACACCUCUCUGAGCAAGAGAGAUGUCAGCCAGUCAGAAGAUUGCUUAUUUUUGAACGUAUACACUCCUGGAAGUCAAGUGGUGGCCACUGCGUCGGGUGGGCUCCCAGUAAUCGUGUAUAUUCACGGAGGAGGGUAUAUUUUAGGAGCUGCGAGUUUAUACAAUGGUGCAGAGCUGAUUGUGGAGUCGAACUACGGUGUCAUCACCGUCGUGCUCCAAUACCGCCUCGGUUUGUUCGGUUUUCUGGCUGGAGAAGCAGUCAAAGAAGGGGGUGCGCCCAACGCUGGACUACUCGAUCAGAAUUAUGCUUUCCAGUGGGUCCAGGCACAUAUAAGUAGCUUCGGUGGCGACCCUACGAAGGUCACGAUUUGGGGACAGUCUGCCGGCGCCGGUUCUGUGAUACAGCAUGUUGUUGCUCACGGAGGAAACACGCAGCCUCCCCUCUUCCGAGCUGUCAUGACGAGUUCCACGUUCUUGAACUCACAAUACAACUAUAACGACCGAAUUCCGGAGAUGCUGUACAGUAUGGUUGUGGACGGAACAAACUGUGGCUCAAAUUCGGAUACCCUCUCUUGUGUGCGAGCUGCAGACGUUAAUACGCUGCAAACUUUGAACUCGAACAUCAACCUCGGCGGCUAUUAUGGCAUGCUCACAUUCGUCCCUGUUGUAGAUGGCACUUUCAUCGUGGAAAGGCCGACCGUAACGCUCGGCAAGGGUCGUCUGAAUGGUAACUUCCUUCUUGCGGUAGUGAAUACGCAUGAGGGCAACAUUAUUGUGGACCAAUCAAUAACAUUAAAUGUUACUGAUUAUAUCAGCACGAUUUACCCGAACUUUGGUCCCGCUCAGAUUACUGGAGCAGCGACGUUGUACCAGAACCUGGGAAGCAACGUCGAUCAGGCAAAUCUCGUGAUGGGUGAAUCAAUGUUCGUCUGCCCCACUUAUUAUAUGCUCAAAGCAUUCGGAGAACGAGCGUGGAAGGGCACAUUUGCCAUUCCACCUGGUCUGCAUGGAAUUGAUGUCGGAGAGUACUACACUUCGUAUUUGACUGGUCCUAUAUACAAUAAUUCUCAGUUCAUCACCGCGUUUUCGAAUUCCUUCAUGGCUAUGGCCAUAUAUGAGACUCCUAACCACCGAUACACCCCAGGGGAUAUUACGCCUUCCUGGAAGAAAUGGCGACAACAUUUCACAGAAAUGAUCUUUAACAAGACUUCCGAGGGAGUGCCUCACGUUUACACUUCCACAACCGACAUGGCCUUACUCGGACGUUGCGACUACUGGCGAAACGUGUCGGCGUAUUCGGCGCAGUGAACGGGAGUGAAGCUCUGCUAUCUGCUAUCUAGGUUACAUACUUAAUUCGUAUUGCUUCUAGCGCUGGUGGCCAGGCGCGUGAGCAGAGUGACAAACCAUCGCCAC
Molecule: messenger RNA, 1852 nt
Organism: Suillus clintonianus
Lineage: Eukaryota; Fungi; Basidiomycota; Agaricomycetes; Boletales; Suillaceae
Product: Alpha/Beta hydrolase protein
Exons: 15
Coding region: 92-1747 (551 amino acids)
Source: RefSeq, a predicted model, not a curated record